Molecule: messenger RNA, 1169 nt
Organism: Apaloderma vittatum (bar-tailed trogon)
Lineage: Eukaryota; Metazoa; Chordata; Aves; Trogoniformes; Trogonidae
Product: glycogen phosphorylase, liver form
Exons: 11
Biological process (GO): glycogen catabolic process
Cellular component (GO): cytoplasm
Molecular function (GO): glycogen phosphorylase activity; pyridoxal phosphate binding
Source: RefSeq, a predicted model, not a curated record
AGGAUUUACUACCUCUCGCUGGAGUUUUACAUGGGGCGGACACUGCAGAACACCAUGAUCAACUUGGGGCUGCAGAACGCCUGCGACGAAGCCAUCUACCAGCUUGGGCUGGAUAUGGAAGAGCUGGAGGAAAUCGAGGAGGAUGCCGGUCUCGGCAACGGCGGUCUCGGCAGGCUUGCAGCCUGCUUCCUCGACUCGAUGGUGGAAGAAGCCGACGACUGGCUCCGACACGGCAACCCCUGGGAGAAAGCCCGUCCCGAGUACAUGCUGCCCGUGCACUUCUACGGCCGGGUUGAGCACACCGCCGCCGGCGUCAAGUGGAUCGACACACAGGUGGUGCUGGCACUGCCCUACGACACUCCCGUGCCUGGGUACAUGAACAACACCGUCAACACCAUGCGCUUGUGGUCAGCUCGAGCACCCAACGACUUCAACCUGCAGGACUUUAACGUUGGAGACUACAUCCAGGCUGUGCUGGACAGAAACCUGGCAGAGAACAUAUCCCGCGUCCUCUACCCCAACGACAACUUCUUCGAGGGGAAGGAGCUGCGGCUGAAGCAGGAGUACUUCGUCGUGGCUGCCACCCUCCAGGACAUCAUACGCCGCUUCAAAGCGUCAAAAUUUGGGAGCACCGACAGCGUCCGGACUGUGUUUGAUUCCUUCCCCGAUCAGGUCGCCAUCCAGCUGAACGACACGCACCCCGCCAUGGCCAUCCCUGAGCUGAUGAGGAUUUUCGUGGACAUCGAGAAGCUGCCGUGGAACAAGGCCUGGGACAUCACCAAAAGGACCUUCGCCUACACCAACCACACGGUGCUUCCCGAAGCCCUGGAGCGCUGGCCGGUGGACUUGGUGGAGAAGCUGCUCCCCAGACACCUGCAAAUCAUCUACGAGAUCAACCAGAGACACCUGGAUCACAUCGCGUCCCUCUUCCCUAACGACGUGGACCGGCUGCGGAGGAUGUCCCUGAUCGAGGAAGGGGGCACCAAGAGAAUCAACAUGGCCCACCUCUGCAUCGUCGGCUCCCACGCCGUCAACGGUGUGGCGAAGAUCCACUCUGAGAUCGUCAAGACCCAAUUUCAGAACAACACCAACGGCAUCGCCCCGCGGCGCUGGCUCCUGCUCUGCAACCCGGGGCUGGCGGAGCUCAUUGCGGAGGUAAUGGGCAAGGG